CUUCCGGCUUUGUGAGGAAGUCAGGUUUUUGUGUUCUGAUGUGAACCGUUGUGGUUUCGCGACAGUUGCUUCUUCAGCUCUAGUUAAGCCUUAGCAUUGUUUCUAUUUUCUUCGCGUCAGGGGUUUAAUCAAAGUUUGGAAAAAUGAUACGCCGAAAAGUUUCAAAUGCUUCGGAUAAAGAGAAGUGCGUAAAGCCUAAGCGCACCAGCAGUUUCGGAAGCUUCGACCGCUUUAGACAUCAUCCACACAUGCCAAAGCCGGAGGAGAAAGCUGACAACAGUGCCGGCGAAGCUGAGCAAGGGGCUGAAGCCACCGGGGAGCAGCAUCCAGCAAAGUGCGGACAGAAUGGGAGCGGGCUGGGGAAAACCAUGCGCGCCAUUUCCAAAACCAUGAAGAAAAAGAUGGCACGCAAAUACAUCAAAGCUCUGUCGGAGGAGAUGUGCGAGGCCAAUAUGGAAAACCCUACAAGCCAAAUUAUAGGAGAGCAUGAAGCAGAAGAAGGUUCCCUGAAAACGUGCGAGUCUAUGGAGAGUCUUUACAGUCUGAACAGUGGCCAAAGCUCGUCCACAGGCGGUAUUGUGAGUGGCUCAGAUGCAAUAAGCAACCGUGAUAGUCUAAGGCUGGAUGAGGAGGUGCCCUACUCAGGCCCAUUCUGUGGCCGAGCAAAGGUUCAUACAGACUUCACCCCAAGUCCCUAUGAUACUGACUCUCUCAAGCUCAAGAGUGGUGACAUCAUCGAUAUAAUUAACAAGCCAACCAUGGGCACCUGGACAGGAAUGCUAAACGGCAAGGUGGGGAACUUUAAAUUCAUUUACGUGGAUACCCUGCCCAAUGAAGAAGAUCUACCUAAGAAGCUGAGGACAGACAGGAGGAGCAAACAGCCAGUCCCUGAUUCCUUACAGGAUCUGUUGGAACGAAUCCAGCUGCAGGAUCUUUAUUCCACAUUACUUCUGAACGGCUACCAGAGCCUGGAGGACCUCAAGGAUCUCAAGGAGAGUCACCUCAUCGAACUUAAUGUCACAGAUGCAGAACAGAGGGCGUUGCUUCUGACCGCAGCUCAGCAGGAUUAUGAUGUUCUAAGUGAAGAGGAAGAGAAAAAUGACGUUAUAACUCCUAGCCAAGCCUCUGACCUCAAGCUCGAACAAACACACUUGAUGCAAUGCCCCAGGGACUCUGGAUGCUAUGCUACAUCUGAAAUCUCGGACAAUGGUAAAGAAGACUUGGAUUUGGAGAAUUUGCCAGAAAUGAUUGAAGGCGUUUCUCUUGCCGACUGAUUGCAGUGGGAAUCGUUAAGUCGUUCAGUUUUAAGUCAUACAGUUGGAGCCAAUGGAUGCUUGAGGGUUUUCAGUCUCUAAGCAUUGAUAUCCAUGGGCACACAUUGAACAUGGUUUCCUUUAUUUAAUCUGAAUCCACAAGAGAAAGCAAUGGGCACAGUUUUGGAUUCACCCUGCCAUCUCCCAAAAAGCAGGGAAUACCUGUUAAAAGUAUGUUGAUUAGCAAAUUAUUGCAAAUAAACAGGCUGAACUUUUCUAUGAACUUUAGUCAUGCAAUGUUAGGGGUCAUUUCUGGGUUGUGAACACGGUUGAAGUUAAAUUUUGUGGGAGUGAUCUAUUAGUACAUUGCCUCCACUUUUGAUGUCCAAUUCGCACAAAAUGGAGGUGAGAUGCUGAUGAUGGGACCAUCAGCCAAUUGCUCUCACCCAGCACUAUCCACUGGAUCCAUCUGCAGGUGAAAUGCAUGGAUUUUCAUGUCUUUGCAGGUGGACGGCCUGAGGUUUGACAAUUUGGAUCUUUAGAGUGACCAUUGCCUCUGCACUGACCUCCCGCUGUGCUCCUGUGGGUAGGUGAGCCACAGGCAAAUCAGGAAUCCUGUGUGCCACCAGCAAAAUUCUAUCCCACCUAAAAAUGGUCAUCAAGUGGCUCAGUCAUUACCCUGACUGUCUUCUCACCUCUACUGGCCAUUUAACCAUCAUCUCCCUGAAGCCACCUCUGGGAACAUCACAAGGAGGUGGGAACAUGUCGGGGAGCCAUCCUGAUGGGUUUUUUUCCUCUAGAUUUUCUGGCCCUUGCUGCUCCCAAAGCUGUUUUCAUGGGGCUGAGAAAAUACAACCCAAUAAACCCCUGUGGUUUUUGCAGCCUUGUACUUGACAUUGUUCAAAUUUGUUUAUAUAUCUCAAAAGGGAAUUGGACAAGUACUUGAAGGAGAAGAAUUUUCAGAGAUAUUGGGAAAGAGAGUGGGACUAGUUGUGUAGUUGUGCCAAAGAAUCAGCACAGACAAAAUAGGCUGAGUGGCCUCUUUCUGUGCUGUAUCAUUCUAUGAUCUCCUGAGAGGCACUCGGGCUAAGAUCAUUCCUCUACUGGAACGGAUGAACCCCCGUUAAUACAAAGAUCGGCUAAACAAAUUGUUUCCACCAGUGCUCAACGCCAGAAUGUAGCAUUUGAGUGGUUAGAUGAGUUAUCAAUUGGGAAAAGCAAACAACUCACAGACAAAAGCUGGACUUUCAAUGGCUAUACAUUUAGAGAAGUUGAAAACUCUCCGAGGAUGAAAGUGUUCAUCUGUUCUGCACCUCCAACCAUAAAUGGCAAUAGGAAGAGUGGCAGGUAGACCACCACCAGUUUGGUUCUCUCGGCCCUGUCCAAAAGAUUGAGCGUGGAAAUUCAGCGCCUAUAUGUUCCCAAUUUCCCAGCUCGCCGGAUCGCUUCCGAUUUUCUUACGCCCAGCCAGGGUAAUGAUGUGAAAGGUAAUUGGCAAGGACCAUUGUCAGAUGGAAAUGAUCAUUUAGUGGACAAUGCGGAAGUGAAUGGUCUUUGAACAUGAGAAUCAUAUCAUCAAUGCAACAUUGCUUUUGAACCCUGCCCAUUUGACUGAAGCACCAUAAGUUAUUCUAGAGCCCAGGUUUCAUAAUGAUGAAAAUAGUGUUGCCAACUCUGGUUGGAUAUAUUCCACCGAGUGGAGUUUUCCACCAAAGUUGCUGACAGAAAGGCUUGGAAAAAGCAGGAGAAAUUUCACCACAGAGAAUAUAAUUGGGACCAAGAAACAACCGGGCAAGUAUCUGGUGAGAAAAAUGACUGAGCGAGGAUUAAGGUGAGGAGGUGAGCAAUCUAUGUGGAAAAGGAGAGGUUCGUUGAGGUUUCUCUUCCUGCUCCCGAAUAUUCUCAUGAUAUUGCCGAAUUCGUGGAGGUAAAAUUAAAUGUGGCAACUCUGGCAACACAAUUAGUGCUUCGCCCCAUGGUAUAUUGACACACGGGAAAAUGCAGUGCUGGGAAAGGCAAAGGUUACAUCUGCCUGAUCCCAUGUACGCAACAAACAUACAGUAUUGCACAGGUAUACACGCAGCACACAUACAGAGAUUCAUGCAACGUUUCCUCUGUUUUUCUUUGGAGCAUGUAAUUCAUUUAGUUAUACGCAUGGUCCCUUUAUGUCUUUUUGUACUGUUGGGAUGCACAGUAACUUGUGCGCGACCUGCACAGGGACUUUUGGGUUACUCCACAAGAGUGCAAGUUAAGGGAAAUAUUGAUGCAGAUGAAUGGACAUAUAUACGUGUAUGUACAAACACACACAGAUACAUACAGUCACAUGAACAUACGUAAAUGCACACGAAUACAAACAAACACACACACAUGCAGAUACAAACAUUUAUACACAGAGGUCAAUACAUCCAACUUGCAACCGCUGUUCUACUUUUCUUAACAUGUUUUAAAUGGUAAAUGCAAACAGAAGAAUUUUGAUGUAACUAGUUAGGUCAGAUGUGUGACUUUUAACCAAGUUGUAGAAAAUCAAAAUCCCCUUUGCUCUCUCCUUCCUUCACCACACAGUUUCCAUGACGAUCGGUUGAGUGAUUUGCAUCAGUCCGUGUCUUAAGCUUACUUUAAACUUUUUAUGUGUAAAUAUUUAUUUGAUUUUUGUAUUUUAUCUGGAUAGAUUUUACACAAUCGUUUUGGAAUUCCCUGUGUUUUAAGUUUUGGCUCGAAUUGUUCCUCCUUUACUGUUGUAUUCUGCAUUGGGACCUUUAAAUGAAUUUAUGUAAAGGCAUCACAAGUUCUUUAAAUGUAGCUCAGUGAAUAAAUUAUAAGAUUUUUAAAAUA
This is a messenger RNA of Carcharodon carcharias (great white shark), 4085 nucleotides long. Its product is annotated as SAM domain-containing protein SAMSN-1-like. The record is from RefSeq and is a predicted model, not a curated record. The transcript is spliced from 8 exons. Gene Ontology annotation, molecular function: protein binding. Bases 144 to 1274 code for a protein of 376 amino acids. Lineage: Eukaryota; Metazoa; Chordata; Chondrichthyes; Lamniformes; Lamnidae.